CUACGUACUAAUAUGCCAUAAUAAAAAAUUAAGGUACCAAAAUUUACCUUUUUAAUGAUAUUUUACGUUAAAAUUAAGAUUUAUGAAUCAAAAUGUACAUUACAAAAGAUAUAGGUACUAAAUUGUAAUUUUUCAAAUAUCCAUGAAUCCAAGCAUUGAAUUCACCAAUCCAAUUUAAGAUUUUUAGUUUGGAUUAAAUGGAUUAAAUUUAAAUAGAUGGUAUUAAUAAGAUAUUUUAAUGGAUGAAUUGGAUACAAAAUUGCACCUUCUAACUCAAUUACUGAAUCACCCUUUAAUCAUGAGAAAUUGUAGUUCACAGCACAAGGGCCACGCACCCCAAGCUACUUCCAAGAACAUUGUGACAAACGUACAUGCAUGCAGUACUAGUUUUGCAUUCACCAACAAUUGUGACAAAAGGAAAAUGUCCAUUAUAUUUUGUACCUUCUCCAAAGUUAGGGGUUCAAUUGGGAGAAAAUGGGGUAGAUAAAUGUCCAAAUCACACGAAGUUUUGGGAUAUAGACAAUGCAUCGUUCCCUGAGUGUGGGAGUCUGUAGGAGUGUACGUAUAUCUAUAUAUUUUCCAAAUUCCAACUCCACCAUAAAAGUAGAUACUUUCAUAUCUGGCCCUCCUGACUUGUCCAGACCUACUGAUAUAGAAUCAGAAUAAUAUAAUUGACCGUCAUAUCCGAUUUGUAAUAGUUGCAUGAAAGCAAUGACAAUUUAACAUAAAUCAGUCACUCAUAUCCGAUUCAAGGGCGUUAGAUGCUAGUGAGCACAAUAGCAAACAAAAUUCAUUGCAAUUAAGUCGGUGUUAGACAAGAAAGGGACCGGAAUAUGAAAGAAAGCAUUACAAUUAGUCGUGUUCAGUAGUGUUUAGUGGGGGGUUUGGGAGCCGAAUUAAUUGGCUAAUGCGACCUUUGAUCGUACGUUACGCAGACUAAGACGACUAAGAUUUUGAUGGGGAGACUUUGCAAACUGAUUAGACUCUGCUCUAGAAGAAUUAAAGUAAGCACAUGCAGUUUAAUUAAUUAUCUUCUAAUUACUUUAAGCAUGGUUGCUAUCUAGCCAGCUAAUGGAGGGGAAGCCAGCCAGCCAGUUGUUGAUGCGUAAUGUGGAAUGUGCAGUGCCAGUCCAGUGUAUAGUAUAGUGGCCCAUCCCGCCAGUCUCCUCUCAACCAUUCCACCUGCAGGCGCCUUGGGAAGCGGAGGUAAUAAUUGUGGAAAUCAAUUAGUUAUUGACAUAGUUUCCGAGUUUUGAUGAUUGAGAUGUCUCGUGUUUGAAUUCUAAUGAUCAUUGUUUGUUAAAUACAUGAUAUUCGAAUGCAUGUAAAUUUUAAGUUCAUAUUAGAUGACUUUCAUUUAAUGAAUCAGGUUAAUAAAUUAUCAAAUUUAUAAUUGAAUCUCUCCAAGUAAUCCGAGUAAUCAGGCCCAACAGAUUCUUGACACAUGUAAUGUCGAGGAAUCGAAAAGGUGUAUGAAUCGUGGAUGCAUGUGAAUGCUAUUUGAUAUGAGUGCAAUUCUUCGAGAGGUGUAUUGCAUAUAAUUUUGCCAUGGUGCUAACUUUUUUGUCAUGACAUAACUUAAUAGUAGUAAGCAUUAUUUUCUUGGAAUAUUUUCUGAACAUAACUUAAUUACAAUAUUUUCUUUUUCAAUUUAGCAAGAAAAAGGAAUGGAAGAAAUUAUUGUCUCUUAGGUGUUGUCACGGAAACUCCGGUGGCAAGAAUCAAGAGCCAGGUCUCAGUCAUUGAGAGUUCAUUAGACGAUUACAGAACUAUGCUGCCGAAACAACUAGUUACCAAGAAUUUGGGGCCUGCUGUAAGUAUUCUCAAUAGAGAAGUAAGGAAGCAUUCAAAAGGGCUAAAUCCCAGACCUUGCAUAAACACGACUUUCUCUCGUUUAUCGAGAGGCACUGUGGCGGCCGAAACCCUAGAUUUUUCGAGAGCAAAACUGUGAUCGAUCUCUGAUUCUGAUACGGUAUACCUCAUACGAAAGUUGAUCUAAGAGCUAGCAGGGAUAACCUCCAGGGCUACAUUGCAACGAGUUCGUAGCUAUAUUGAGACGAAGCGGAAACAAGUGUUCUCUCGAAAACCUAACGAAAUUCGACGAAACAAGGUGGAGUGUAACCCAAGUUACAUAAAAAGGAGUCCAAGCGAGCCUUUUAAUGAUGGAAUCCACAAAUAUCAGAGCGAAGGAAACAUCUGAGAAGGAGGUUGUUGAGGGAGGUUUUAACCCUUCGGCUAGGCUGGAAGAAAAACUCAAUCAAAUCACCCUGGAGGAGGAUGAUGAAGAGCCGUUGGAAGUUGAAAAUGUUGAUGUCGAUGUUGUAAGAAUGGAGGUUAUUCGUCAUCUGGGACUAGUGGGAAGAUUGCUUGUAGAGGAGGAACCAACUAUCAAGUCAAUGAAAUACGCAUUGACAAAAGCAUAGAGAUUGAAGAAAGGCUAUCAGAUUACUGAGCUGGGUAAUAACCUCUUUGGUUUUCAAUUUUUGGAGCUGGAUAAUCGUAAUAAGGUUUGCUAUGGGGGCCCCUGGGAUUAUGAGAACAAUGUGAUGCUCUUCACAGCAAGUUGGUGGAUCAAGAAACCAACACCUGCAGAUCUGCACAAGAUGAAAAUAUGGAUUUAGGUUAAAUAGUUUACCGCUGAAAUUAGAACACAGUCCAUGGCAGAGAAGAUAGCAAAUAGAAUUGGUGAAUUUAAUUUCUUUGAUGACAGUUCAGAGAAAUAAUGGGAUGAUUUUUUACGGAUUCGUAUAAGCAUCUCCAUCAAUAAUCCUCUAAAGAAGAAGAUUAAGCUGAACGUUGGAGGAGAACUGAUGGAGUUUCUGAUAAAGUAUGAGAAGCUUCCCCUAUUCUGCCAUUCAUGUGGCAGAAUAGGACAUAUCAAAACCAUAUGUCCCAAACCAUCACAGUUGGAAAGUGACCCUUUUGGCUUUGAUGUGCGAAAAGCUCCUCCUGUCCCAAGGAACUGGUUGUCGCAUAGAGCAAAGAAAGAGGAAGUGGAUAUUUGGAGACAACUUAGAAUAAAAUUUGAUCUAGAAAGCUCAAGAUUGAAUUCUGGGAAAGGUUCACCACCGUAGCAGGAAGAAAACCAUACUGAGAUGGAAUCAAACCAUCAUGACAGAAGCACGGAGCCUGCCCCUAUGGACAUAGGAACAGAAUCAAAGAGGAUGCAUCCAGAAGAGGGGGGAGAGAAACAAAAAGUAGUAACACAAAAGGAGACUGCUGGAAGGGGAACCCCUACAGCUAGAGUCGGGCAGAGUAGUGCCUCUCUGACAAUGGGUGCGGUCAAGAAAUUCUCUGAGAAAGAGAGGCAAGAGAAAGGGCAGAGAAGACCAAGUGUGGAAGCGCCAGGAACAGGUGUGAGCUCGGGAGACAAAUCCAGUGCAGCUCACCCCUCAAAAGUGCACAAUGGAGCUACCAGGGGGGCUAGGAGAUACAAGAGACAGAUAAUACACACCAAAAGAAAGCCAUAACUCUAUCAUUCAUGGACAUGAAAGGACAGGAGAAGAAUAAAUAAAAGGAGGAUAUGAGAAGUGGGGAGGAACAACAGAAGAACUGUGUUGACCACGACAAGGCAAUUGGUAUGGGUGGAAAAGUUCUAACGACAGUGAUGGAUGGAACUAACAUCCAGAGUAAGGGUGAAACAACUGAUAAGAGUAAGGGUGGAAACAAGGAAGAGAAACAGGAGGCAAGGAAGGCAGCUGAAGUGACGGUAAACAAACAAUUGAUUGGCGGAGUGGCGAUCCCUGAGAAGUUUGAGGGCCGCCCAGCCCAAUGAGUAUUAUAAGUUACAACUGUCGUGGCUUGGGGAAUCCCAUGACAUGUGCACGAGUAGCUGAGCUACUCAGAGAACAAGACCCCAGUAUAGUCUUCCUUAUGGAGACUAAGAAGCAAGAACAUGAAUGGGAAGACACAAUCCAACAACUUGGAUGGUCAAAAGGAAAGGGUGUAGGAUCUAGAGACCGAGCAGGAGGUCUAUUACUAUUGUGAAAGGAAGAGAUCCAAGUCAUUAUUAAAGCCCUACCUCGUAAUUACAUAGAUGCCCGAAUCAUUGAGCAUCCAGAAGAAAAUAGGUGGCGUUUAACUAGGAUUUAUGGGUGGUCAGAACAAGAAAACAAACCAAUGACAUGGGAUCUAAUCAGGCGACUAAGUGGGUAACAGAAUAUGCCAUGGAUGAUUUGUGGUGACUUCAUUCAAGUCCUAAGCUAUGAAGAAAAGAAUGGAAUCAAUCCACCUGAUCAACCGAACAUGGAGGAUUUUGAAAUGACAUUAUACAAAUGGUAGCUCGAAGACUUAGGUUACUAUGACAAUAUGUUCACAUGGGACAUUGGGAGAGUGGAUGAAACCUUCUUGGAACAACGGCUUGAUAGAGCAGUAGAAAAUUAUGCAUGGAGAGAAUGGUUCCUAGAAGCUCGAGUUUAUCACUUAGACAGAUGGGUUUCUGACCAUUUGCCAAUAAAAGUGGAACUCAAUUUGCAGGAAGACAAAGUGAGAUGAGGAUGGCAUUUCAAAUUCGAGUCUUAUUGGCAAACCCAUUAAGACUGCUAUGUUGUUAUAGAAGCAUAAUGGAAUAAAGACCCUGACAAAACCUUAGAAGAUAAAAUUAAAGACUGUGAAAUGGCUCUCUUGACCUGGAGCAAGAGAACGUUUUGGUAGUCUUAAAGCAAGAAAGAGGAAGAUUGAAAGGGCUUUAGCCAAGAUUACCAAACAAAGAAAGAAAAAGGCGAUGCUGUUACAAUGUAGAGUGCUACAGAAGGAACUGAAUGAAGUGCGGAGUUUGGAGGAAAUUAAGUGGAAGCAAAGAUCUCGAUCGCACUAGUUAAAGGAGGGAGAUAAGAACACAGGUUUCUUUCAUCGCAAGGCUUCGAAUAGACAACGACAUAAUACAAUUAAAGAGCUGCGAGAUGACGAUGGUACAUAAUUUAAAGGUCAGGAGGAGGUUAUGGGGUGUUUCUCGCAGUACCUUAAAGUACUAUACUGAGCAGGACAAAUAAUGAAUAUGGAAGAGGUACUGGCAGCUGUGGAACCUAAGAUUACUCCCCAAAUGAAUGAAGAACUCCUAG
Molecule: messenger RNA, 5060 nt
Organism: Linum trigynum
Lineage: Eukaryota; Viridiplantae; Streptophyta; Magnoliopsida; Malpighiales; Linaceae
Source: the annotation of a GenBank genome assembly